UCAGAAUCAUCAUAUAUUCAUGACAAUGAAAAAAACUAAUUUCUUCGUCCCAUUCUUCUUCUUUGGAACGAUAUUUUUCGGAGUUGCUAGCGCAGGAGACAAAAACGCCUUAGCCGCAUCAUUCGUCUUCGGUGAUUCACUUGUAGAUGCAGGAAAUAAUAAUUACUUUCAAACGUUGUCUAGAGCCAAUAGUCCUCCUAACGGCAUCGAUUUCAAACCAUCUCGUGGAAAUCCAACCGGCCGGUUUACCAAUGGUCGUACCAUAGCUGACAUCGUUGGAGAAAAGUUAGGGCAGCCAAGUUAUGCAGUUCCAUAUUUAGCACCAAAUGCAAGUGGUGAAGCAAUAUUAAAUGGUGUGAACUAUGCAUCAGGUGCUGGUGGAAUUCUCAAUGCUACAGGAAGUGUAUUUGUAAGCCUCUUCGUGUCCAUGCACACAUUAUCUGUCGUAUAUUACUUGUCACGUUUGGUUGGUGGUAAACGUUUACAUAAAAUUCUAUGUUAAUUAUUUUUAUAAAUAUGUGUUAAAUUUUGCUUUUUGACUCCGAAUUUAUGUUUGGUUGUGUACACACAUAUGCAAAAUGGACUUGU
Camelina sativa (false flax) is the source of this 588-nucleotide messenger RNA. Lineage: Eukaryota; Viridiplantae; Streptophyta; Magnoliopsida; Brassicales; Brassicaceae. The record is from RefSeq and is a predicted model, not a curated record.